Molecule: messenger RNA, 640 nt
Organism: Funneliformis geosporum
Lineage: Eukaryota; Fungi; Glomeromycota; Glomeromycetes; Glomerales; Glomeraceae
Source: the annotation of a GenBank genome assembly
ACCCGAACAACCAAACGAGCAUAAAGAACCCGAAAAUCCAAACGAGCCUAAAGAACUCGAACAACCAAACGAGAAUAAAGAACCCGAAAAUCCAAACGAGCCUAAAGAACUCGAACUACCAAACGAGCAUAAAGAACCCGAAAAUCCAAACGAUCCUAAAGAACUCGAACAACCAAAUGACUCUAAAGAACUCGAACAACCAAAUGACUCUAAAGAACCCGAACAACCAAACGAGUCUAAAGAACCCGAACAACCAAACGAGCCUAAAGAACUCGUACCACCAAAAGAGCCUAAAGAACCCGAACAACCAAACGAGUCUAAAGAACCCGAACAACCAAACGAGCCUAAAGAACUCGUACAACCAAAAGAGCCUAAAGAACCCGAAAAUCCAAACGAACCUAAAGAACUCGUACCACCAAAAGAGCCUGAACAACCAAAAAAGACUGAACCCGAGCCGCCAAAUGAGCCCGAACCCGAGCAAGCAAAAGAACCCGAUUGUGUUGAAGAUGAAGUAACUACAUGUCCAAAUACUUGGGCAAAUUUGCUAAAGUUAAAGUUUAAAAUUCUUAAAAUUUUCUCAAAUGAUGUCAUUAUUAGAGUUGGAAAAGGUUCAAAUAUCAAAGAAUUUCAGUUAUCUUAA